Cavenderia fasciculata is the source of this 1047-nucleotide messenger RNA. RefSeq lists its product as uncharacterized. NCBI's taxonomy places the organism in Eukaryota, Evosea, Eumycetozoa, Acytosteliales, Cavenderiaceae. The record is from RefSeq and is a predicted model, not a curated record. The coding region runs from base 1 to 1047 and encodes 348 amino acids. The transcript has 3 exons.
AUGACAUCUACAAAUAAUAAUAACAACAAGAAUGUGGUGGAUGAAGAAUCUUCAAGCGAUGUUGAAAUAGUUGAUCAACAUUCAUUGAAUGGUGUGUCGUCGUCGUCAUCAUCAUCAUCCGUCUCAAACUUGUUGGAGACAUUUCCUCAAUUCAUAUGCACUGAUAUCAAGAAUGUGAUUAUUGGUUAUCUAUCAGAGAUUGGUAUUGACAAUGCUUUGAUUCAAUCAUUAAACAAUCAAUUCGAAUUGAAAAUAGACAAUCAAUAUACCUCGAUCAAACAACAACAACAACACUCAUUAUUACCUACUACUACAACGACACCAAUACCAAUCAAGAAAGAGAAAGGUGUUGAUCAAGAAGAGGAAAAGAAUAUUAAUACAACUCAACUAAUCGAUUCAAAUCUAACAUUACUUUCAAAAUUAAAUAGUAUAUAUCAUGUAACUAAUCAAAAGAGAGUAAAUGGAAACAAAUCAAGAUUCAAAAGGCAAAAGAUUACAUCAGCACCAUCACAAGUACAGACAAUCUCUGGAGCACAACAACAACAAUUAAACAAAGUAGAAGUUCAAAUACAAGCACCGCGAGAAGAGAUAUCAAAGAGAAUACAAUCAUUCAUCUCUAGAAAGAAGAUUGAAAACUCAGAGUUUAAUACAAGAGUGUUUAGAGCGGCUGAUGAUGGACAAGAUCUUGCUGCCAGAGUGACUGCUGGCUUGCCACAAAGAAUCAAAUCAUCGAUCACUGUCAAUACAGAAGGUCCUGCAACUGCAACUGGAUCAACAAGUGAUGGAAAUUAUGUGCCAUAUGUAAAUGAAAGAUGUUCAAUCAUUGAAGAUCAUAUUGGAGUUUUGAAACCAAUACCAACGGAAAUAUAUAGUAGAGUUAAAAAGAUAGAAGACAAAAUUGUAGAGAUUGAACAAAAGAAUCCAGCUUUCUUUAGGGAGGUUUAUGACCAACGUAUCCAAAAACAAAAGUCAAAUAGAACUAUUGUUCAUCAAUCAUCAUCAUCAUCAACUACGACGACAUCCAUUCCUUCACCUCCAACAAAAUAA